AUGCUCACCAGCUUCGCACAGCAGGCGUGGACAUGCACAGUGGCGGCGACGUUCUCCGCCUCCACCUCCACGUCCGGCGUCGGGUCGGCUGAUCUGUGGGCAGAAGUCAACGCUCGCAGCGCCACGCACACACUCUACCCAGCGAUCUCCCGGUACGUGAACCCCCCAAAGACGACCGGCCCGUCGACCAGCUUCUCGAGCUCCUUCUGGUCAAACAGCCCAGGGCCCGGGACGUACGUCCCCACCACCGCUGACGGCGGGAGCUCCAGCCUCAACGUCGCGUCCCACUCCCGAUCCUCCCACUCCAGCCGCCCCAGCCGGAGCCCGCGCGCAGCACGGUGCUCCAGCGGCGCCACCACCGCCGCGACCCGCGCCGGCAUCCCGCGGAGCACCGUCUCCCGCCACCCCGCGGGGCGCGCCCUCAGCGCCGCCCACGCCAUGCGCGACGCCGACUUGUCGUCCCCGCGGUUGAGCGCGAACGCGACUCUGAGCGUCCUCAGCCGCGGGCACACGGGCGCGUCGGGGCGGCUGUUGCCGUCUGGGUGCUGGAGCACCUUGACGACGCGGUGGGCGCGGGGGCCGGCGAGGUCGAGCGAGGUGAGGUGCGGGAACGCGCGGAAGAAGUCGGGGUGCCCUCUCGGGGUCUGGGUCGCCCAGUUCUAG
This is a messenger RNA of Epithele typhae, 663 nucleotides long. RefSeq lists its product as uncharacterized. The transcript has 3 exons. NCBI's taxonomy places the organism in Eukaryota, Fungi, Basidiomycota, Agaricomycetes, Polyporales, Epitheliaceae. The record is from RefSeq and is a predicted model, not a curated record. The coding region runs from base 1 to 663 and encodes 220 amino acids.